AUGGCCGUCCGGCCCGGCCUGUGGCCAGCGCUCCUGGGCAUCGUCCUCGCCUCCUGGCUCGGCGGCUCGGGUGCCCAGCAGAGCGCCACGGUGGCCAACCCUGUGCCCAACCCCGUGCCCGGCGCCAACCCCGAGCUGCUCCCCCACUUCCUGGUGGAGCCCGAGGACGUGUACAUCGUCAAGAACAAGCCCGUGCUGUUGGUGUGCAAGGCCACGCCUGCCACGCAGAUCUUCUUCAAGUGCAACGGAGAGUGGGUGCGCCAGGUGGACCACGCCAUCGAGCGGAGCACGGACAGCAGCAGUGGGCUGCCGGCCAUGGAAGUCCGCAUCAAUGUCUCGAGGCAGCAGGUGGAGAAGGUGUUCGGGCUGGAGGAGUACUGGUGCCAGUGCGUGGCGUGGAGCUCCUCGGGCACCACCAAGAGCCAGAAAGCCUACAUCCGCAUCGCCUAUUUACGCAAGAACUUCGAGCUGGAGCCGCUGGCCAAGGAGGUGUCCUUGGAGCAGGGCAUUGUGUUGCCCUGCCGCCCGCCGGAGGGCGUCCCCCCGGCCGAGGUGGAGUGGCUGCGGAACGAAGACCUGGUGGACCCAGCCCUGGACCCCAACGUGUACAUCACGCGAGAGCACAGCCUGGUGGUGCGGCAGGCCCGGCUGGCCGACACAGCCAAUUACACCUGCGUGGCCAAGAACAUCGUGGCGCGCCGCCGCAGCGCCUCUGCGGCCGUCAUCGUCUACGUGGAUGGCAGCUGGAGCCCAUGGAGCAAGUGGUCAGCUUGUGGGCUGGACUGUACCCACUGGCGGAGCCGUGAGUGCUCGGACCCAGCGCCCCGCAAUGGAGGCGAGGAGUGCCGGGGUGCUGACCUGGACACCCGCAACUGUACCAGUGACCUCUGCGUGCACACUGUGUCGGGCGCCGAGGACGUGGCCCUCUACGUGGGCCUCAUUGCCGUGGCCGUGUGUCUUGUCCUGUUGCUGCUUGUCCUCGUCCUUGUUUACUGCCGUAAGAAGGAGGGGCUGGACUCGGACGUGGCCGACUCAUCCAUCCUCACCUCGGGCUUCCAGCCCGUCAGCAUCAAGCCCAGCAAAGCAGACAACCCCCACCUGCUCACCAUCCAGCCAGACCUCAGCACCACCACCACCACCUACCAGGGCAGCCUGUGUCCCCGGCAGGACGGGCCCAGCCCCAAGUUCCAGCUCACCAACGGGCACCUGCUCAGCCCCCUGGCGGGCGGCCGCCACACGUUGCACCACAGCUCGCCCACCGCCGAGGCUGAGGACUUCGUGUCCCGCCUGUCCACCCAGAACUACUUCCGCUCCCUACCUAGAGGCACCAGCAACAUGGCCUAUGGGACCUUCAACUUCCUCGGGGGGCGGCUGAUGAUCCCUAACACAGGAAUCAGCCUCCUCAUCCCCCCAGACGCCAUCCCGGGAAAGAUCUACGAGAUCUACCUCACGCUGCACAAGCCCGAGGAUGUGAGGUUGCCCCUAGCCGGCUGUCAGACCCUGCUGAGUCCCAUCGUUAGCUGCGGGCCCCCCGGAGUCCUGCUCACCCGACCCGUGAUCCUCGCCAUGGACCACUGCGGGGAGCCCAGCCCCGACAGCUGGAGCCUGCGCCUCAAAAAGCAGUCGUGCGAGGGCAGCUGGGAGGACGUGCUGCACCUGGGCGAGGAGUCACCCUCCCACCUCUACUACUGCCAACUGGAGGCCGGCGCCUGCUACGUCUUCACCGAGCAGCUGGGCCGCUUCGCCCUGGUGGGCGAGGCCCUCAGCGUGGCGGCGGCCAAGCGCCUCAAGCUGCUUCUGUUUGCCCCGGUGGCCUGCACCUCCCUCGAAUACAACAUCCGAGUCUACUGCCUACACGACACGCACGAUGCACUCAAGGAGGUGGUGCAGCUGGAGAAGCAGCUGGGCGGACAGCUGAUCCAGGAGCCCCGCCUCCUGCACUUCAAGGACAGUUACCACAACCUGCGCCUGUCUGUGCACGACGUGCCCAGCUCCCUGUGGAAGAGCAAGCUCCUGGUCAGCUACCAGGAGAUCCCCUUUUACCACAUCUGGAAUGGCACGCAGCAGUACCUGCACUGCACCUUCACCUUGGAGCGCGUCAGCCCCAGCACCAGUGACCUGGCCUGCAAGGUGUGGGUGUGGCAGGUGGAGGGCGAUGGGCAAAGCUUCAACAUCAACUUCAACAUCACCAAGGACACGAGGUUUGCUGAGCUGCUGUCUCUGGAGAGUGAAGGGGGGGUCCCAGCCCUGGUGGGUCCCAGUGCCUUCAAGAUCCCCUUCCUCAUUCGGCAAAAGAUCAUUACCAGCUUGGACCCGCCCUGCAGCCGGGGUGCUGACUGGCGGACCCUGGCCCAAAAACUCCACCUGGACAGCCAUCUCAGCUUCUUCGCCUCCAAGCCCAGCCCCACAGCCAUGAUCUUGAACCUGUGGGAGGCCCGGCACUUCCCCAACGGCAACCUCAGCCAGCUCGCGGCAGCCGUGGCCGGACUGGGCCAGCCCGAGGCCGGCCUCUUCACCGUGUCGGAGGCCGAGUGCUAA
Messenger RNA from Lepus europaeus (European hare), 2538 nucleotides. It is a transcript of the gene UNC5A, whose product is annotated as unc-5 netrin receptor A. Gene Ontology annotation, biological process: netrin-activated signaling pathway; anterior/posterior axon guidance. The record is from RefSeq and is a predicted model, not a curated record. Gene Ontology annotation, cellular component: membrane. Gene Ontology annotation, molecular function: netrin receptor activity; protein binding. Lineage: Eukaryota; Metazoa; Chordata; Mammalia; Lagomorpha; Leporidae.